GGGGAGUGCUGUCCUACAGAAGAUUAGACCUGGAAGAAGAUGGCUUUGUUUUACUUGUGGAUCUUGCUCCUUUGCCUGCAAACUUGGCCAGAAGCAGCUGGAAGAGACACGGAUGUGCACAUGGUGAAUGGGAUUCUUGAAGAAUCAGUUACUUUCCCCUUAAAUAUCCAAGAAUUGCAGCAAUUGACGAGCAUUGUUUGGGCUUCUAAAACAUCUGUUGCUUUCAUAAAACCAGAAGGCUCAGGAAAAACACUUAUGGUUACAGUGACCAAAAAUUAUUAUAACCGAAUAGAAGUCAUAGCUCAGAACUAUGACCUGGUUAUUAAUGAUCUGAAGAUGGAAGAUGCAGGAGAGUACAAAGCAGACAUAAGCACAGAGAAAGACACCACCACCCGGCUCUACCACCUGCAAGUAUACCGUCGGCUUGGGAAACCAAAAAUUACACAGAGUUUAAUGACAUCUAUAAAUAAUACCUGUAACGUCACCCUGAUAUGCUCUGUAGAGAAAGGACAAAAGAAUGUCACGUACAGCUGGAGUCCCCUGGGAGAAGAAGGCAAUGUCCUUCAAGUCUUUCAGACUCCCGCAGACAAACAACAGACUUACACUUGUACAGCCUGGAACCCUGUCAGUAACAAUUCUGACUCUAUCUCCGGCCAGCAGCUCUGUGCAGACAUCACCAGGGGUUUGCAAACUCGCCACAGUGGAUUGCUGAGUAUGCUGGCCGUGUUAAUUCUGGCUGUCUUCAUUCUAAGUUCAGUGCUUCUGCUCCGUUGGUACAAGAGAAGGCAAGGUUCCCACUUGAAGGCCUUCACUAAGAGUUCUGAUGAUACCUCAAAGAAAACAAUAUAUGCAUACAUCACAACUUCAGGGGACACCCAGCCAACAGAGGCCAGGAUCUACGAUGAAAUCCCCCAGUUCAAGAUGUUGCCCUCUAAGGGAGGGCCAGUGGACAUGAUUGACUCCACAGUGCAAUACUCCAAGAAGGUUGAGGAGAGCAGCACACAGAAGAGCAAACCUCCCAGGACUUCAGGCUAUGAAAUUGUCGUCUAGGCUGGCAAGCAGCGCCCUCCCUCCAGAAAAUUAGAUACAACCAUUGAUAGUGGAAGAUGAGCCUGGAUAUAGAUCUUCCAUGUCCAGCUCUUAUGGGGAGAUUGGGAAUCACCACAUUCUAACAUGUAAGCAAAGUAGGCAGUUCUCUGCUGCUGGUCACAGCUUGUUCCCAGAUAGACACAUGGAUAUUCUAGACCUUUCUGCCUGGCUCCCUUCUGGAUGAGUAACAAGUUAAGUUUCCCCAGUAGGGUGCUUCUCAGAACUCCCCCUCAUCAAAGUACCUGUAGAAAAUAGUAUUUUUUUAAAUAAUAUACUUGGGCAAGCAAGGUUACCCUUCUUCUGGAGGGUACACACAGCCAAAGGACUCACAUUUGGAAGUGAUGAUCCUCUAUCCAGCAGCUAUGAAAAGAGAAGACCAAUAUUCUAUACACCUUUACCAUGCUAUGAGGCAUCAGCUAGGAUGCUCUGCUGACAUUCA
Molecule: messenger RNA, 1528 nt
Organism: Dipodomys ordii (Ord's kangaroo rat)
Lineage: Eukaryota; Metazoa; Chordata; Mammalia; Rodentia; Heteromyidae
Gene: Cd84
Product: CD84 molecule
Biological process (GO): positive regulation of monocyte chemotactic protein-1 production; negative regulation of interleukin-6 production; T cell activation
Cellular component (GO): external side of plasma membrane
Source: RefSeq, a predicted model, not a curated record